CAGCAUACACUGUUCCUUCCUGCCCAAGGGCCAUAGUAGGCGGAGUUCAGAGGCUACAUAUAUGAAGCAGCAGCAACACCUAUGAAUGCAGUUUGCCUGUUAACCUGUUGUUCAAGCGUUGCUUAUGACUGUGACGCUACGACUUCCCAAGAAUGGGGACCACAGCUGAGAAGAAUCAACUGUUUCCAGUUUCUAUGGUGUCUGUCAGAAUUAUAAAAGCCAAUAUCAUCACCUCAGGAAUUUCAUUGUUUCCAUCUAAUUGCUACGUGACCUUGCAUCUGCCGACAGCAUCGCCCGAGAAAUUCAGAACCCGAACUAUGAAGAACUCUGAUAAACCAGUCUGGAAUGAGACAUUCUAUUUUAGAAUCCAAACUGAGAUCAAGAAUAUAUUACAGCUGGAGGUCUGUAGUGCCAAUCUAACCAACGAAGAUGAUGUACAUUUUGUUAUCUUUUUCGAUUUGGAAAAAGUCCGGCCUGGCAUAACAGAUCUUGAGCUAUUUUCCUUAAAACCAGAGAAAGAAGAUUGUCCUCAUGCUUAUGAAUCUCUGGAGGUGGAAUUCAAGUUGGCAGAAACUUCAGGACCUCUUGAGCAACUGAUUUCCAAUGGUGUUUUAGUGGCUCGUGAACUUUCCAUCUUGGAAGUAAAGGUGAAGAAAGAAGAGAAUGAGAUGCUUUUGAAAGCCAAGAAAAAUGUUGUGCUUACCAUGCGAGAGUCCUAUGAAGGGACACAGAAGACGUCCAAAGAUGUAGAUUCCUUCUGCUUUCAUUGCAUAAAGAGCUGGGGGCCAGUGCUGAAAGCCAACAUUCAGAGUAUUUCAUGUGAGGAGAGGAACGAUUCAGGCCACGCUUUAAUUCUGCCUUUGAAAUUACUUCCAGUGGGGCAACAAGUCAAAGUAGCUCUACCUGUGCUGGAGGCAAGUGGUGGAGCUUUGGACUUGUACCUCAAGGUAAUUGACUGUCCACAGAAUCUUGAUGUGCGUUUGGGAUAUGAGCUUUGUGCUGACGAGCAGGACUUCCUUCGCAAAAGGAAGAAGAUUGUUGCUGAUGCCUUGAAUAAGCUUGUUAAUAUGAGACGAGGACUGUUUGAGGAUGAGGUCCCUGUAAUAGCUGUUGUGGCAACAGGAGGUGGAGUCAGAGCCAUGUCAGGAUUGUAUGGUCAUCUCCAAGCACUCCAGAAACUCAACCUUUUGGAUUGCAUUUCAUAUAUCACCACUGCUUCUGGAUCAACAUGGACUAUGACAGACUUGUACAGAAAGACUGAUUGGUCACAUGAAAAUUUGGAAGAAGCCAUCAAAGUAGCUAAAAGCAGCAUGUUGAAGUGCAAAAUGGAUAUUAUUUCCAUCGAUCGACUGAAGUAUUAUCACAAGGAGCUGGUUGAGAGGGUUAAAAGGGGGCACCUUCGAUCUUUUACAGAUCUCUGGGCCCUUGUUCAAGAAGCUUUCUUACAUGAUAAAUCAAAUGACAGUAAACUCUCAGAACAGCGCCAGGCUUUGGAUCAAGGCCAGAACCCAUUGCCUAUCUACACAGCCAUAAAUGUCAAAGACAAAGUCAACACCUUUGAUUUCAGAGAAUGGGUGGACUUCUCUCCUUAUGAAGUAGGGUUCCAGAAAUAUGGUGUCAACAUUCGUGCAGAAGAUUUUGAUAGUGAAUUCUUCAUGGGAAAGCUAGUGAAGAAGAUCCCAGAAUCCCGGAUUUGUUAUCUGGAAGGUAUCUGGACUAACAUCUACUGUGUGAAUCUUCUGGAUGGGCUGUAUACUGCUUCAACGACAAAAGAAUUUUGGGAUCGAUGGGCCAAAGACCUGGCCAAGAGUGAAGAACAUGAAGGAUAUUUCACGAUCUAUAAGCCUCCAAAUUGUGGACCUGGAAAACUUGGUGAAAUCUUUAAUGAUAUUCUAACUGAUCGUCUUUUAAAAGGGGAAACUCACAACUUCCUACAAAGUCUUGACUUUCAUAAAGACUAUUUGCAACAGAAAGAAUUUAUUGAAUGGAGAGAUACUGUGUUUGAUGCUUCUCCUAACAAGCUGACACCAGUGGAGAAAUCACUGUGCUUAAUAGAUAUAGGCUUUUUUGUUAACACCAGUAUUCCACCACUCCUUAAGCCAGAGAGGAAUGUGGAUGUCAUCAUCAUUGUGAAUUAUGACCUUAGCUCACCCUUCAAGCAAAUACAGUUGACAGCCAAAUACUGUGAAAAGCAAAGUAUUCCUUUUCCAAAAGUUGACCUAACCGAAGAGGACUGGAAGAAUCCCAAAGAGUGCUAUGUGUUCUCAGAUGAAGAUAACCUGCAAGCUCCAAUGCUGAUUUAUUUCCCGCUAGUAUGUGCCUCGUUCAAGGAGUACAAGGCACCAGGGGUGAAACGCACUCCUUCUGAAAUGAGUGGAGGUGAAGUAAACUUGGGUAAAGACUCGCCUUACAAAACAAUUCAUUUAACCUACAGUGAGGAGGACUUUGACAAACUACUAAACCUGUGCACCUAUAACAUCCUCUGUAGCGAAGACCACAUCCUCCAGGCCAUCCAGCAUGCUAUACAGAAGAAGAAAAACAUUUGGUCUCAGGCUAGAAAGCAAUUCUGUCUCCUUGAGCAGGGCACCAUUUAGCCCCCAACACUUAUAUUGUUGGAGGUAAUGCUAAGGCAUAGUCAUACCAAGCAGUUUGCAGUGAACACUAGUGUAGUUCCCACCCUGCCUAGUUUGAACAGGUGGCUUCUUUAUUUAUUAAUAAUCCUGUUUUUUGAGCCAUGUUCAGGUUCACAUACCUGGGUUGUAGCUUGUGAACAAUGUGAGGAAUAUAGCCGGAAGAGCUUCAGGAGGCAAUUCUGAUGCAACUGGAUGACACUCAGUUAAAGUUACCAAGUCAGUGCGUAGCUGAUAUUGUAUUGCAAGGAGUGACAUUGUUGAUACGUUAAUUUGAGAGGAGAGGUCACAGGGAUUUGUUUAUUAUACUUUGAAUGGUGACCCUCUGCAACUCUAAUGGAAAUGAAGGAGAUGUGUUGGACUUCAGUACCAAUCGAAACUGUGAAGAGCGGAGCUUUCUUGCAUCAAUUCCACUCUGAGCAAUUACGUCAUACCAUACAGAUAUUCUUGCUGUUCCUUUGCUAAUCACUAUUGUUUCCAUUCCCUAUUCUAAAGAGGAUUGACACAUUUCAGCUGUGAAUAAAAACCACCAUUGCUAAAAUAAUUUAGUAUUAUAACUUAACGAAACCCAUUAUAAAUAUUGGCAAUAUCGCCUUGUUUGCUGGUAUUGCCUCUGUGUUUAGUAAGAUCUGUUAGUUAACCAUAGUCCAACAAACUCAAUCCACAACAUGGCUUCUUUUGCUUGUAUUUGAUCCUUUUUAACCUGAAACUAUACCUAAAUUUGCCACAAUAGAAGUGAUU
Lacerta agilis (Sand lizard) is the source of this 3371-nucleotide messenger RNA. RefSeq names its product cytosolic phospholipase A2 beta-like. NCBI's taxonomy places the organism in Eukaryota, Metazoa, Chordata, Lepidosauria, Squamata, Lacertidae. The coding region runs from base 153 to 2594 and encodes 813 amino acids. The transcript is spliced from 20 exons. Gene Ontology annotation, biological process: glycerophospholipid catabolic process. The record is from RefSeq and is a predicted model, not a curated record. Gene Ontology annotation, molecular function: calcium-dependent phospholipid binding; calcium ion binding. Gene Ontology annotation, cellular component: cytosol.